CGCAGCACCACGGCUCGUCUCAGGCCGCCACGAUUGUACCGCUGCGUCGGCCUCGCUGCAUCCUGACUCUCGACCACUACCAUCUCAACACCCCUGGUCAAGCGUACAACCAUGAGCGCACCCGUCACCGGCGUCUUUGUGCUCGUGCGCCACGGCGACCGCCAGGGCUUCUACCAGAACCCCAUCUCCUACGCCGCAUCGGACACCAACCUGACUGUGGCAGGCUAUCUGCAGGGCUAUGCCAACGGCCAGGAUCUGCGCCAGCGCUACCUCAACGACUCGAGCGCGACGCGCAUUGCGAGCCUGGAUGCGCAAGUGCAUCGCGGCAGGAGCGUCAAGAUUGUCGCGGAUGCGGGGGGAGAGGGGAGUGUGAUUGUCGACACUGCCAAUGCUCUCGCUCAAGGACUCUACCCGCCCUACCCCGAGUCCAUUACCCUCGCCAACGGCCAGAAUGUGACGUGGGAGAACCGGGCACAGCUCAUCGAGAUCGAGACAGUCGAGCCGGAGCAGUCGGUUGCGCUCGAGGGAUGGACGCAAUGCAGUGCAUGGCAGCAGCGCCUCGCGGAGUACUACGAGACGCAGUGGGGCCGGCAAUCGGCCUUCCUGGCAGAGACCUUCUACAACCGCACCGACGUGCUAGGCGAUCGACCUCGCAAGUACCAGAACGCCUGGAAUCUCUUCGACUUCCUCAACGUCGAGUCGAUCCAUAACGCCACCCUCGCGCCUCAGAUCUCCGACGACACCCUGUUCCGCGCCAAGCGUUUCGCCGACAUUCACGAGUCUUACGCUUUCGGCCCACCUGAGGUGGGAUCCAUCGGCAACAUUGCCGGCCACGCCUUCUCCGCUACGCUGCUCGACGACAUGUCGCGCCUCUCCAACGCCAGCGACGCGCUCAGCAUCAGCAUCGUCGCCGCGUCGUACAAGCUCUUCCUGAGCAUGGCCACGCUGCUCGACGUGCAAGAGUACAUGCCGCGUGACUCCGUCGUCGACUAUGCCUCGACGUUCCUCUUCGAACUGCACAGCGACGACUCGUUCCGGCUGCUCUUCCGCAACGGCUCUGCGGGCGAGUGGGCGCCGCUGUCCAUCCUCGGCGCCGAGGCGGGCGCGCUGCUCCCACGCGCGCAGCUCGAGCAGCACCUCAGGCCGCUGGCCGUCGAGUCGCUGGCCGAGUGGUGCGAUGCGUGCGGCGAGACGAGCGCGAGGGGCUGCGACACGCUGGCGGCGCUCAACGGCACGGGCGGAGCUGGCUUUGCGAGCCCGGCAAGCACGGAGGGCAGACAACGAGUGAGCCCCGUGGUGGCGGGCGUCAUUGGCGCACUCGUGGCGCUGGCCGUUGCCGCGGCGCUGCUGGCGCUGUGGGUGUGGGUGAGAGGCAUGCCGGCGUACACUGGCCACGCUGGCGAGAAGAAGAAGAAGCGCGGCGGCGGCGGGUACGCUGGACAUGAACUCUCGCCGCGCAGCUCGAACCCACACGCCGGCUCCCAGGCCGAGCUCGUGAGCGGCAAGCCGGCGGCUGCCGAGGCUUGAGCUCGAGAGCCAAGAUGUACAUAACUAAGACUCGACCUCCCGCACUCCCUCGCUGGAUUGCAGGUCGUAGGUCGUUGUCGCUCGAUCCGUGUUUCGUCAAAUGAAUACCAACCUUUGCUUGCUGCUCG
Molecule: messenger RNA, 1655 nt
Organism: Tilletiopsis washingtonensis
Lineage: Eukaryota; Fungi; Basidiomycota; Exobasidiomycetes; Entylomatales
Product: phosphoglycerate mutase-like protein
Exons: 5
Coding region: 112-1527 (471 amino acids)
Biological process (GO): dephosphorylation
Molecular function (GO): phosphatase activity
Source: RefSeq, a predicted model, not a curated record